CUCUAAUUCUCCAUCAAAACAAUAACUUACACAUCACCCCCCUACUUGUUUCUCUCUCUAUCCAGUAUCCCCCUCUCUCGAUCUUUACGGCUUCAAAAUCUGUAUCUAUUGAUCUUCAUAAGCCUCGAUUAUCGCUAACUGAUUUCGCUGUCGAUUCAGUUUAGGGAUUUACAGAUCUGUUUUUCGGUUCAAUAUGUUUUGGAAGCUCACACAACUUUCCUGUUCUCCGUCAAGGUUGAAGAAGUGUUAGACAAGGAAAACUUCACAUUGGAAGAGCUUCUUGAUGAAGAAGAGAUAAUCCAAGAAUGCAAAGCUUUGAAUAGCCGCCUGAUAAAUUUUUUGAGAGACAGAGCUCAAGUUGAGCAGUUGCUACGAUACAUUGUUGAAGAGCCUUCCGAGGAUGCUGAUAGCAAAUGGAAGUUUAAGUUCCCUUUCAUUGCAUGUGAGAUAUUCACUUGUGAAAUUGAUGUCAUCCUUAAGACUUUAGUGGACGAUGAAGAGCUAAUGGAUUUGCUCUUUUCAUUCUUGGAGCCCAACCGUCCUCAUUGUGCGUUGCUUGCUGGGUAUUUUAGUAAGGUUGUGGUGUGCCUCAUGUUGCGGAAGACUAUUCCACUUAUGAAUUAUGUCCAGACCCAUCAUGAUGUUUUCCGCCAGAUGGUAGAUUUGAUUGGUAUUACAUCCAUAAUGGAGGUUUUGGUGCGACUUGUAGGCGCUGAUAUCUACCCCAAUACUAAGGAUGUAAUGCAAUGGUUGGCUGACAGCAAUUUAUUAGAAAUGAUUGUGGAUAAAUUGAGCCCCUCUAGUUCUCCAGAAGUACAUGCUAAUGCAGCAGAGACUCUAUGCACAAUAACCCAGAACGCACCAUCUCCUCUUGCUACUAAGCUAUCUAGCCCAAGUUUUGUAGCAAGGAUAUUCAAUCAUGCCCUUGAAGACUCACAUUCAAAGUCUGCCCUUAUACAUUCAUUAUCUGUAUGCAUAGCCUUGCUGGAUCCUAAAAGAUCAAUUCCAUCUCCCAUGGUGUAUUCUUACCGCUGCCAGCAUGAGUCAUCUGUGUGUUUCAAUCCUGAGACCAUCAGUGCAAUGCUGCCCAAACUCGGCGACUUGCUAAAGCUGUUGAACAUAUCAUCGGAUGACAAGAUUCUACCUACAACAUAUGGUGAACUCAGGCCGCCUCUAGGGAAGCAUCGUUUAAAGAUUGUGGAAUUCAUUUCUGUGCUACUAAAAACUGGCAAUGAAGUUGCAGAGGAUGAAUUGAUCAGCUCUGGGACAAUUGAGAGAAUCCUGGAUCUCUUUUUUGAGUAUGCAUUUAACAAUGCGUUGCAUCAUCACGUAGAGAGUAUAAUAAACUCAUGCUUGGAAAGCAGAAACAGUAUACUCGUUGAUCAUCUUUUUAAAGAGUGUAAUUUGCUUGGAAAAAUUCUUCAAACAGAUAAACAGCCCACAGUUUCUGGCAGUGAAAGUCAGCCCACUUUUCCUGCUACUGGUAAACAAGCACCCCGAGUGGGUAACUUAGGGCAUCUAACACGGAUUGCUAACAAACUUGUUCAGUUGGGAAGCUAUGACAAUCGCAUUCAAGGAUAUCUUGAGAAAAAUAUGGAAUGGAAUGAUUGGCGCACUACUGUCUUACAGGAGCGUAAUAUACUCGAAAAUGUCUAUCGAUGGGCUUGUGGCCGGCCAACUGCAUUGCUAGAUAGGACAAGAGACAGUGACGAGGAAGAUGUUCAUAACCGAGAUUAUGAUAUAGCAGCUUUAGCAAAUAAUCUGAGCCAAGCAUUCCAGUACACAAUAUAUGAUAAUAAUGGCGCUCAAGAGGGUCAUGGAGCUCUUGAUCGAGAUGAUGAGGAUGUACACUUUGAUGAUGAGUCUGCUGAAGUUGUCCUGAGGUUGGGAGAUGACCAAGGGAGUAAUUUGUUCACAAAUUCGGAUUGGUUUGCUUUCCGAGACGAUAGAACUGGAGAUGAUCCCAAGAGCACCUCACCUACUGAAAUGAUGGGAGACAUUAACCUUAAUGGGGCAACAAAUGGUGGUAAUAGCUGUAGCGAUGAUGAGGUGGUAGUUGGAGAGCAGGACAAAUUGGCUGAGGGAAAAAGUUCUUCAGAUGGAAUGCCCAGUUCUAGUUCAGAUGCCUUCAAUGGAUUUGGUGGAACCAAUUCCGCUAAUGGUGGAGACUUCAAUCAACAAAGAGAGAAUGCAAGUGUGUCAGGUGACGACGGUUUCUUCCAUUUUGAGAUGUCAGUCAAUGAUUACCCAUUUGGAGACAGGCCUAUACCUGAAUGGGUUGCAUGGGGGAAUGGCUCAGUUGGUAGAUCCGUGAAUCCCUUUGAAGAUAAUGGUGACUCUAGCGGAAAUCUCGCAAAUUCAGGGGAGGCAGCAAUUCUCUCGAUUAGUUCCACUUCUUGUAAUGGUGGAGAGUCUAUUCCAAAUGGUGUGUCUAUAUCUCCCGAUUCUAGCAGAAGUUCGUCUGGAUAUGAUUCUAGUCAGAUAGCAGCAGCUGCUGUGCCGCCUUUGUUUGAAGAGGAUAUUGAAUUUGUUGGUGUGGAAUUAGAGGGUACUGAAAAGGCAAUGGAACAUGCUCUUAAGGAGGGGAUUGUUGGGGAAGCGUCUCCAUUGAAAAGGAGUUUGGUUCCUAAGAUGCCAGAAAAGGAUAGUACAGAUGAGGGCGGGUCAGGAGUGAAAGAAUUCAACGACGCAAACUAUUGGAGAGUUGACCCAGAAGUCGUAGUUCUGGAAUAACCGGGAAUUCAGUUGAUCUUUAUCUGAAUUUAGAAUUCAGAGUUGACACGCAGGAAACUCAUUUCCCGUUUUGUGAGGUUGUUAUACAGGUGUACAGUGUACUUUGUGUUUCAACUGGGAUAAGAAAAAGGAUAACAUAUUGGUUGUUGCUGAUUAUUUAUUGUUACAGUCUGUCCAGGUUUGCUUUUUCAUUAGUGAAAAUUUUGGUUUCUCAAUCGUGUAUAUUCAUUCGACUUUUGCGUCUUGUAGAAUGGAUUCUUGAGUAAUUUUGAUUAUCAAUAAGUAGUUUUGUACUUGUCCUCACUAACUAGUCAGUUUAAGGCACAAUUGUGGGAUGCUGAUUGAAAAGACUCUCAUCAACAUCUCUGCUCUUCUCUGUCCCAUGCUUUAUGAUUGGAUGAAAUAGUUCUAUCUUCAGCCUGAGUCGAAGGUAAUUAUAUCAAAACGUGUGCGGACUUGCAUGCUUUAAAUCAAGUCAUACUUCUAGGAGUAGAGGAAAUAUCUUUGUUUUUAUAUAAUUGUGUGGUCUAAUGGGUGGCGAUGUUAACCCUUAAACUAAACCCCCUCAAAUGGUUUGUGUUAAAGCAUAUAUUUUUCUUGUUGAAUCUAUCAACCCUUGCAUCAUUUGAAAUUUAGAUCAAAUUGAACAUUCCAAAAAACUUCUAGAGACCAUAGCAAUUGAAACAUCAGCUCAAGUAAAAUGCACGAACUGAAUUAUCAAGUCUGUGGCACAACUCUCACUCUGUAGAACCUUCUUUUGUAACUUUACGCUGGUUGGCCAUAAACCCCACAAGUGAUUGGACAAAAUCACCCAUGACUUUGGAACCAUCUAGAAGAGAAGAUUCUAGACCCAAAGCCCAUCAAAUUUUCCAACUUAUAUACUAUAGAUAUUACGAUAGUGCAAACCCAAGCUCAGUUUCACUGCUACUUUCAAUUUGAUUAAUCUUGUCCAGCAUGAUUGAAGUGGUACUGAAUGAUCGAUUGGGGAGGAAGGUGAGGGUGAAGUGCAAUGAGGACGACACAAUUGGAGACCUGAAGAAACUGGUGUUAGCACAAACAGGUACUCGUGCUGAUAAAAUCAGGAUCCAGCAGUGGUACACUAUUUACAAAGAUCAUAUAUAUAACCCUCAAGGACUAUGAAAUUCAUGAUGGAAUGGGUCUCGAACUCUACUAGAACUGAAUAAUAAUAAUCUCCUGUAUUUGCAUGCCCUUCUAUCCUUUAUUAAUCUGGUCAAUAGUUUGUUCCGUAACACGUUCUGGAGUCUUCGAAUUUCUCUGCCUUUAUGCAUUUGGAGAAAAUUAGGAGUGUCGAGUGAGAGUUGCAAAUUGCGAUAUAUGUGUUUCUCCAAUUCUUCAAUGUAAUCGUAUUUUAGCAUAUACUAGAAAAUUAGGUCGAAAAAUCAUCCACACAACAGGUUGUGGUACAUAAAUCCUAUGAGAAAAAUUCUAGCGAUCAUCGUAACAUGGUUGAAUGUGAUCUCUCAGGAUUUAUUACCAAAGUCUCGUGAUCAUCAUAACAUGGUUGAAUGUAAUCUUUAAGGAUCUAUGACAAAAUUUUAAUGAUUAUCAUAGUGUAGAAAUUUAUCAACACAUCA
Messenger RNA from Capsicum annuum, 4328 nucleotides. Its product is annotated as serine/threonine-protein phosphatase 6 regulatory subunit 3. Lineage: Eukaryota; Viridiplantae; Streptophyta; Magnoliopsida; Solanales; Solanaceae. The record is from RefSeq and is a predicted model, not a curated record. The transcript has 19 exons. Gene Ontology annotation, molecular function: protein phosphatase regulator activity; protein phosphatase binding. The coding region runs from base 505 to 2733 and encodes 742 amino acids.